GAAACAGGAUCUGGACAGCUGCUUAACAUGGGGGUCAAACGACAUGGAUCGAUCACAAUAACCCCUAGAUCACACAGGUUGCAAUGGGCAGCAGAGGAGAGUGGACCAAUACUCUGCCAAACUCAUCUGAUGCAAUAACUAGAACCUCCGUCUUACUGUCGUUGAGUUGUGAGCAGUGGCCUGCUGCCUAAAAAUGGGGUUACACAUUGACACAUGGGUCAAUAACAAAUACAAAUAAUAAUUAAUACUACAGAGUUUAUUGUGAUUAUGUUCAUGUUAUGGGCCAAGUUGCAGUCUGAACAUAUGGGGUUUCAGUCUGCAACAGUGACAUCAUUAAUAGUAGUCACUUUACUAAUAAUUAAUUGAUUUACAUAUUGAUGCAUGUAUUUAUUAUUUCACUAUAUUGAUCCCUCUGUCAAAAUAUGUGGACCUGAAGAGUUCGUAACUCUGUAAAAUAUUUUAACAUAAUCUAAUAAGCAUUAAGAAUCAGAAUGACUAACAAGGAAGGGGUGUUUUUUAUUAAUUUAUUUUGAAACAUGUCAUUCACAGAUCACAGUAGCCGGUAAACUAGCACAGCUUGGUGUUUAGGAUGUUUCAAGGAAGUCCCUGAAGGCAGCAUGGGUGCACCUGAACCCAUCUGUUGACAGUGCGCGAGGCAUCCUCAGCUACAAGUGAAUGGCGGUCAGCAGGGUUGUGUUUCCCGCUCUGUGAAACAGUUAUCAAACGGAGACUCGUGGAUUUCGGUAAUAGUAUCGGUGAAGUGUUUAUCCAUGCGGAGACUCCCGGGGCUGGUUCAUUAACGUCAAGCUAACCACGAGUUUGACUGCCGUUAACGUGACCCCUGCUGGUGGUGGAUUACAGUGGUUGUACAUCAAAUGUAACGUUAAUGCUGGACACUUUACGAGAAGACACGGUUUGCAAGGGCUGGGUAACAGACAUGCACCCACCAGCUCGACAGGACUACACAUCUGUAAGCGUCGCUGGACAAGGAGGUGGAAGUUACAACAACAGCAAGCAGUGGAGGAGGCAGUCCUGCUGGAGGAGAUGGAAGCAGCUGUCCAGGCUGCAGCGGAGCCUCAUCCUCGUCGUCCUGUUUGUCUGUGGCAUUGCUUCUUAUCCUGCUGUGACUGAGCACCUCAGAGGACUUUCAGAUGGAGUCCAGGACCGUGACAGCCUCCUGAUGCCAGUUACCCCUCUUGUGCUGCCUGAGCCUGUCCAACAGGGCCAACCACCACUGCCACAACCAACCUCCCAGAGGAAAUUAUCCCAUAAGAGAGGACCGCCCAUUCUUCAGAAUCGUCUUCAGAAGAAGGGAAACGCUUCAGACUCAGUGGUCGAGGACAAGGCAGCCGACAGCAAGAAAGAAGAGGAGGAGGAGGGAGCCAUCAGCUGGCGUGGGGUAGUGAUCGACACGGACAAGGCCACAGAAGGCACCAGGGAUGAAAGGAAGGAGAAUUCACUGGGGAACCAAAGAGGAAAACCAUCAAACAAGUCUGAAGCGGACUUGCUGGAGGCGGUGCAGGAAGCGUUCCUCCAUUCAUGGAAGGGUUAUAAAGACUUUGCGUGGGGCCACGAUGAGCUCAGGCCUCUCUCUAAGUCCUACAGUGAGUGGUUCGGCCUGGGUCUGACGCUGAUCGAUGCCCUGGACACCAUGUGGAUCCUGGGGCUUAAAAAAGAAUUUGAAGAAGCAAAGUCAUGGGUGGCCACAGAGCUCACAUUUAACAAGAAUGUCGACGUCAACCUAUUCGAAAGCACCAUCCGCAUCCUGGGAGGCCUCCUGAGUACCUACCAUCUGACCGGAGACACCCUGUUCCUAGACAAAGCUAAGGACAUCGGCUCCAGGCUGAUGCCAGCCUUCAAUACUCCAUCCAAGAUCCCCUACUCUGAUGUGAACAUCGGGAAAGGUACGGCCCACCCUCCUCGCUGGACCUCAGAUAGCACCGUGGCCGAGGUAACGAGCAUCCAGCUGGAGUUCAGAGAGCUCAGCCGCCUCACCCAGGAACCACAGUACCAGGCUGCGGUUGCUGAGGUUAUGAACCAGGUCCACAAGAUGGACGGCAAGCUGGAUGGUCUUGUGCCCAUGUUCAUCAACACCAACAACGGACAGUUCACCCAUCAAGGCAUCUACACAAUGGGAGCCAGAGCAGACAGCUACUAUGAAUACCUGCUGAAGCAGUGGAUCCAGGGAGGCAAGACAGAGAACCAACUCUUGGAGGACUACCUUCAGGCAAUAGAGGGUGUAAAGAAGAACCUGUUGCAGAAGUCUUCACCUAAUGGCCUCACCUUUGUUGGAGAGAUCUCACAUGGACAGUUCAGCCCUAAAAUGGACCAUCUGGUGUGUUUUCUGCCGGGCACUCUGGCUCUCGGCGCCCACAACGGCCUGCCUGCUGAUCACAUGGAUCUAGCCAAAGAGCUGAUGGAGACCUGCUACCAGAUGUACAUCCAGAUGGAGACGGGCCUCAGUCCAGAGAUCGUCCACUUCAACAUGCAUGAGGGCAGCACCCGAGACAUCGACGUAAAGCUCGCAGACAGACACAACCUCCUACGACCGGAGACAGUGGAGAGUCUCUUCUACCUGUACAGGUUCACCAGGGACCACAAGUACCAGGACUGGGGCUGGGAGAUUCUCCAGAGCUUCAACAAGUACACCAAGGUCUCCUCUGGUGGCUACACCUCCAUUAAUAAUGUCCGUGACCCGGACUACCCGAGCCCCCGAGACAAGAUGGAGAGCUUCUUCCUGGGAGAGACCCUGAAAUAUCUGUACCUGCUCUUCUCUGACGAUCCCGACCUCAUCAGCCUGGACCAGUACGUCUUCAACACGGAGGCUCAUCCUCUGCCUAUAUGGCCCUCUGCUGCAUGACACACGUACGCACAGGGAUCCAAAUGGCAGAUAACAGUACACGUACAAUCACAGCAAACAUCUCAGGGUUGGUCUAACACAGAGAUAACUCUUCUGUCUCUGUGACUGGAAGCUGUUAAAACAACACCCCUGAAAGCAGACCCCAGCUGGAAGAAGCCUCAGUUUUACUGAUCCACUCAAGAUGAACGACGAGAGCCCGGUUCACUUUGUGGCUUUGUUUGUUGUUGUUCAUUUGACUGCUUGUUCUGGAUGCUUGGACUCUGGAAGAGAGGCAGAGGAAUCAAAGAACAACCUGAUUGUGACUUGAAUCAAAAUGUCUUAAUCUCGUGAUGAGGAGAGGUUUGCCAGUGGAUGAUCUAAGAGCUCCUGAUUUAGGCUCCAGCUGUGCACAUUCAUUCCCAGCCGUUGUAGAACAAAGCCAACAUGUGGAGGCACAGCAGGCCUUUGUAGCAACCCGUUCCCGGGGAGCCUGCUGCCCAGCUGACACCUUCUGUUCAUGGCUGUGUCGAACACACCUUCAGUGCUCUGGCUACAACCAUUCUUUAGACAUGAAGCAGAGCCUCCUGACGGGGCUUCAGCUGCCCUAAGCCAUGUUCCUACCGUCUCAUGCUGCAUUCAUGACAUCCAGGAAAUGUGAACUCCCUCCAUAGAAAACCCCCCUCAGCCUCUUCAGGUCAAGUA
Molecule: messenger RNA, 3541 nt
Organism: Anarrhichthys ocellatus (wolf-eel)
Lineage: Eukaryota; Metazoa; Chordata; Actinopteri; Perciformes; Anarhichadidae
Gene: man1b1b
Product: mannosidase, alpha, class 1B, member 1b
Exons: 14
Coding region: 887-2860 (657 amino acids)
Biological process (GO): mannose trimming involved in glycoprotein ERAD pathway; carbohydrate metabolic process
Cellular component (GO): membrane; endoplasmic reticulum
Molecular function (GO): mannosyl-oligosaccharide 1,2-alpha-mannosidase activity; calcium ion binding
Source: RefSeq, a predicted model, not a curated record